GAGAUGGUGGAAGAGGAAAGAAGGGAGAUCCCUGAGUACAAGAGGGGUGACUUAGAGGACACUGAAGAGGAGGAGGAGAAGGAAGAUGACAAGGUGGACAUUCUCCCACCUGAUAAAAGUAUCCGAAGGAGAGCUGUGGGCUGGGUAAACAAGAAGUGGGAGAAGAGGAACCUCAAAAAGAUAGAGAGAACCUGUCAGAGAGAAGCUGAGGAGGGCGAUAAGAUCGUCCACAUAGUCAUCCCUGGACCCAUAAGGCUAACCAUGACCCGGGCAGAGAGAGAGAGGGAGAAGAGGAAGGAGCUGCUGAAGGCUGAGGAGAGAAGGAAGAAGUUGGAGGAUUUCAAUAAGCAGUGGAGAGUGCAGUCGCUGCUUAAAAAACACACUCAUCAACAACUGAAGGAGGAGAGGGAGAAGAUGAAGGAAAAGUACCUGGAGCAGAUUAAUCUGGAGGCUGAUGAGCAAAUCCAGAAGUUCAGCACCCAGUACAUCACCCGGUGUCCAACCACCCAACACAGCCACGACUACAACCACGGUCAGGAAUUGCCGGGGUGGGCGACAGGCCAACAAGUAAGCCAAGAGCCUGUUGCAUCUGGAGAUGGCCAGCAGGAGGGGCCAAGGAGGCAACAGGCAUGGGCAGAGAACCAGGAGGGGAGUUCAGAGAACCAGCAGGAGGGGCCAGAGAACCAUCAGGGGGGGCCAGACAGCCAGCAGCUAGAAGCUCCAGAAGAGGUUGAAACAUCAGAGCCAACCUCCAACAACAAGAAAAAGCCAAGCAUCUGGAAGAGAAUUAAGAUGGGGUAA
Molecule: messenger RNA, 801 nt
Organism: Oncorhynchus kisutch (coho salmon)
Lineage: Eukaryota; Metazoa; Chordata; Actinopteri; Salmoniformes; Salmonidae
Product: cilia- and flagella-associated protein 251-like
Exons: 2
Coding region: 4-801 (265 amino acids)
Source: RefSeq, a predicted model, not a curated record